AUGAGUCUUGUUCAAACAGUUCCUCAUAAAGGUAAAGUUGCUGUUAUAGGUGCCGGGAUAUCUGGCCUUUCGUUUGCAUAUUUUCUUAACAAGUUGAGACCAGACAUUAAUAUAAAUAUAUACGAAGCGAGGAAACAACCGGGAGGAUGGAUUAGAACUGAAACUGUCUACGAUGAUAUUAAAUUAGAGAGAGGUCCCCGAACUAUCAGAGGUGUAAGCGAUGGUAGUUUACUUAUUGUAGAUGUGCUAAAACAAUUGGGGCAUGGUGAUCAAAUAGAAGUGAUGCCUAAGACAUCUAUUGCAAAUAAGAAGUACUUAUUGAGUGAAAAAAAUGAAUUGAUUCAGGUACCAGACGAUGGGAAAGCUAAGUCAUUCUUCAAGUUUAUGGCUUCUGACUUGAGUUCUGGGUUGAUCCCCGGAAUAUUGGGCGAACCCUUUAGAAGAAAGGGUCCUAGUCAAGACCAGGAUGAGAGUGUUGAGUCUUUUAUGAACAGACGAUUUGGUUCUAAAAGUAUAACAAGUAACAUUUUCAGUGCCGUAUUGCAUGGAAUUCAUGCAGGAGAUGUAUCCAAGCUCAGUGCCAGGUCUAUAGUACCAAAAUUGGUUGCUUUGGAGUCAGAUUCUGGGUCAAUCAUAAAAGGGAUGUUUGAGAAGAGAGGAACAGGCAAACCAAGCAACCCCACUGGCCCAUUGUUACCUCUAUCCCUUCAAAAAUAUCAGGAGGAGAUCUCUCCAGAUGCUAACCUACCAGAAUUGUCUACAACUUUGAAAAAAUACCCGAUGCUCAAAUUGAGAGAUGGCUUACAAACUUUGCCAAACAGCAUGGCGCUGUAUUUACAAAGCCAACCUAACGUUAACAUAUCCUACGAGACUUCAAUCGAGAAUAUUGACUUUGGCAGAUCUUCCAUAAAGACGAGAGAUUCAAAAACUGAUGUUAAGUAUGAUCAUAUCAGAUCGACAAUCGAUGCAAAACAAUUGUCUAAGUUGUUAGUUGAUGCACCUUCGUCACUCACCGCUUCCCUAAAAAAAGUUGACUACAUUUCAAUCUUCCUUGUAAAUAUAUAUUCAAGAAAUGUACCGUUAAUUCCUAAAAAUGGUCAUGGGUUUGGCUUUUUAGUGCCAAAGAAAAUUGUCAAUCCUGAGUGCUUACUUGGAGUGAUCUAUGACAGUGAUAUUGAGCAAAAUCUGAUCCCGUUGUAUAGGCAAAGCACGAAAGACGAAGAAGAGAAUACAUCUUCCUAUUCAAAGAUUACCCUAAUGAUGGGAGGACAUUUCUAUAAUGAUAUUGAAGUUCCAAGCCCAAAGAUAGCACUUAGAAAGAUUCGCCAUGUUCUUGAACACAGAUUAGGCGUAAACUUAGAUGGAAUAACCAUCAGGACUGAUGAUAGCUCUUCAUCGUACCCCUCCCUGAUUGGAGACAACGAGAUACUAAUAUCAUUCGUUACCAAUAAAGACUGUAUCCCCCAAUAUAAUGUUGGGUAUGGAGAAAUACACGAUAGUGUCAACAAGUUGAUAGGCAACAAGUUUUCAUUCGGAGGAAUGGCGUUUGGCAGUGGGAUUGGUUUGCCAGACUGUGUGCAAAAUGGAUUGGAGGGGGCACUCAAGGUGAGUUGA
Dujonia railenensis is the source of this 1614-nucleotide messenger RNA. The record is from the annotation of a GenBank genome assembly. NCBI's taxonomy places the organism in Eukaryota, Fungi, Ascomycota, Pichiomycetes, Serinales, Debaryomycetaceae.